GGCGCACCUCCCGGAACGAAACAGGGCAGAGCUGGUCUGGAGGAGACACGCCGUCGCUGGGUUCGCCAGGAAUUAAUCAGCAAGGACUGGAAACUCGUUGGGUUUUGCUGGUGUCGGAGAGGAGACAGCCCUGGAACGAGACAAACAAGGGUUUGAAAUUAGGAAACGGUGUCCUGCGGCUGUUUUAGAUCCAGUCUGCCCUUUUCUUCAGUCUCUUACAAAAACGUUUGCGCAGCAGUAAGAGUUAAGAUUAUGGUACAAAUGAGCUGUAAAGGAUUUAAAUCCCAAGGGAUGGCUUCGUGGCCUAGGGUGAACAAGCGAAAGGCUCACUCUGCCUUGAUCCACCGAAAGAAAUGCUGGAAAACUUAAUGAGCCCCUCAGGCUGUCAGGGUAGAUGAAUGGCACAGGAAGGCUGGAACAUCCUUCGGGGGCAGUUUAUGAAGGCGAGUUCAAAGACAACAUGUUUCAUGGAGUAGGAACCUACACAUUUCCAAAUGGAGCAAAGUACAUUGGACCGUUCAAUGAAAACAAGCUGGAAGGUGAAGGAGAAUUUAUAGAUGAAAAAGGAGUGGAGUGGAGCGGCACGUUUCACCACACAGCAGCAGUGGGACUGAAGCAGAAGCUGAAAAUGUAGCUAUUUGGCACUGACAGUAGCAUUGAUUUAAGGCAGCUCUUUGGCUGCUUUCUGAGCUCAGACAGCUGUGACCAGUUUUCAACAGGCAUUCAUUUCUUCAUUUAUUUAUUAAAAAUAACCUCUGAGGAUGCAUAUCGCUAGU
Struthio camelus australis is the source of this 776-nucleotide messenger RNA. Lineage: Eukaryota; Metazoa; Chordata; Aves; Struthioniformes; Struthionidae. The record is from RefSeq and is a predicted model, not a curated record.